AUCCGUUGUUACAUUCUACAGGCACAUUUUUAUGAGGAAUUCAAAUAUGAUACUAACCGUCUGUUCCGAUAUUCCUGAUAGUACUGGCCAGUGCAUUGCAAUAUCGGAACACUUGACACUCUUGACAGUGACAGUUACUGAUGAUUUUCGGAACGAAUAAGUUACUGGUCAGCAACGGCUGUUCUCCGAGAACAAUUCAUUUGGUGCAUUUGUUUGUCUAUGAUUUGGUGUAACCAAAAAAAAAAAAAAGAUUCUCUGUAAUCUUUGGGUGUAACAUAACCUAUCAAAGGAGAAGUUGUUGUUGUUUGUCACAUAUUACAGAGUAGUGUUGUUUGUUGCUGAAAUUUUCUUGGUUUGCUGAAUGCUCUAACGAUGGCUGAAAAUACGAUUAUAGAGGAAAUUUUGACCGAUAGUGAUUCUGAUUCAGAAAAUACAGAUUGCUCAACUUCCACGAGCUCUAGUGUAUCACUGGAGGAUGAGAUUAAUUUAAAUAUAAUUUCAGAGCACAAGGUUCGCGGUCCCAUUGACAAAAUACCGAGAAUAGAGGGCUACAUUAAAAAUGUAAUUGGACAUUAUACACCGGAGAUUUUUAAACAACAUUUCAGGGUGUCACCAGACACAUAUCAGUAUUUGGUAGAUUGUUUGAGGGAGACAGUAAGGCAUCCAGAUGAUCCAGGAAGAUAUCAAACUCCCUUAGAACAUCAGGUACUGUUUGCCCUGUGGUUUUUUGCUACACCAGACUGCUAUAGGUCUGUAUGUGAAAAAUUUAAUAUGGGUAAAGCUACUGGUUUCCGAAUAAUAAGAAGGGUAGUGAAGGGUAUAUGCGAACUGGCUCCAAAUUUUAUAAAUUGGCCUACCAACAGAAGUGAUGCAGCAGUCAUUUGGGAUGGAUUUAGGGAAAAAGGACCUAUUCCAAAAGUUGUUGGAGCAAUAGAUGGUUGCCAUAUUAAUAUUACCAAGCCAUCUGAAGAUGGGAAUUCCUUCAUUAAUAGGCAUCACAAUUUCUCAAUUCAAUUACAGGAUGAAACGUUACUCGAUGGGCCGACCGUUGACAUUUAGGGAACCGACACCACCGUCCGGACCGCCUUCUCCAGCAAGUGUUGGGUCGACGCUCAGCCUGUCGGCAGACUGGGAGGUGCCGCCGGAAAGAAAAAGAGACGCCGGGACCAGCACAGAACCGCCAGCCACCAGGACCGUGGGUGCCGGUGGAUUCCACGUCUACCUGGGGUUGGGCCCCCGAAGCUGUUGGCGGUGUGGCAACGAAGGCCACCGAAGAGAACACUGCAGAGGGGAGCGGCUGAAAUUCUGCUCUAGGUGUGGCUGCGUGGGUGUCCUAUCACGGGAUUGCUGUGUCCGAACCACCGGCCGUGACCGAAGACCUCCCUCAACCCCCGUCAGCCAGCGAGGAACCCCGAGCCGGAGCGGAUCCUCAGGAAGCAGGGCAGAGGCCGCACUCCCGGAUCUCCGGUUGAGGCCCGCCGGACCGACGCCUGAACCGACGCCUGCACCGACGCCUAU
Messenger RNA from Coccinella septempunctata (seven-spotted ladybird), 1518 nucleotides. RefSeq lists its product as uncharacterized. The transcript has 4 exons. Gene Ontology annotation, molecular function: nucleic acid binding. The record is from RefSeq and is a predicted model, not a curated record. The coding region runs from base 373 to 1059 and encodes 228 amino acids. Gene Ontology annotation, biological process: DNA integration. NCBI's taxonomy places the organism in Eukaryota, Metazoa, Arthropoda, Insecta, Coleoptera, Coccinellidae.